CAAGGGCAGUCUGCACGAGGAAGGGUCGCCGCGGCCGCUGGUGCUGUACUGGGGCAGCGGGGCCGGUCGCGCCGCGGCCGCGCUGUUGCUGGUGCUGCUGCGACACGUGCGCCGCUACGACUCGCUGUCGCUCGCGCAGGGCCCGCUCUCCACUACGCAGCUCGCGCGCCAUCUGCCGCAUCGGCCUGACCACAGAUACGGAGAAUGGGUGAUAGCUUUGUCAACUGCCUGGGUGCCUGAACCCACGCAACCGUGGCUUGAGGGCACAGGAUCAAACAGCGGGCUUGCAGGUCCACGCCUGGCCGAGUUUGGCAUGAGCCCCGUCUCUGCGCAGCGCCGCCUGUUUGUCUGGCUUGCACCACAUGCACGGACCCUCAAGGACUGCAUGGCCAUGCAGUGGCCAUUUGAUGUUGACGAAGCUACGCGCCUGCGUUGUGGUUUCAUCGAUCCACAAUUUCCCCGUGGCAACAUGACUCAAGUAGAAGUACUGAGUAUCGGCGACAAUGUCACGCUGGACCAGCUGCGGGCUCGGGCGGACGCUGCCAAGUCUCCGCUGCUAACACGCGAAGUCAAUUAUUCCAUCUUCUUCAACACAUUGAGAACUGCCAACCACUCAUUCUUAUUCUUGGACCACGACAUUUGGUCGUCCAUGCCAGGAGUACGAGCAAUAGAGCCUCCGCCAUGCGCACACGCGGCCUCCAAAUAUUGUGUCAGAGAACUAGACACCGCCAUUAGCUUACGCGUCGCCGAUGUUGGAAAACUAGAAACGUACGCGCCUACGUUGUAUAAGUUUGUGCAUGACUUCGACCCAGCGCCUCAGGCUCUGCUUUACAUCCUCGAGGAGGAAGCGCGAGGUAAACACAUUGAAGCGGCUGCCUGUGAGUGGGUGUUUAAUAACAAGGUACAAUAUUAUAGUAUAUCAGACAAAUUUAAAUACGACGUCGAUAACUACACAAUUGUCAUAUUCGUGUGCGAUACAUCGUCGGACUCUUACGAUAAACUCACUAAGGCUAUUUACAAGACGUUACAAAAAUAUAACGAUAAAACUGUGAUCUAUUCGGUGAAUAGAUAUUUUAUAAAUUGCUCUGACAGCUACAAUAUGAGCAAAAGGUUAUCAGACACGAUGGACACUAUGUUGUCGUUCCGCAUGUUGGGCGCCAUAUCCAUGGCAACGGGCGAAGCUGCGCUGCAGGCGUCCGCCGUGGCCACGGCAAGGAAUGUGCCGCUGCUGCUGGCAGACGUGGUGCCCGACGACAGCAGCGCCGCCGCCGGCGCCAGCUGGCGGGUGGCCGGCAGCCCGCGCCAUCUGGCGCGAGCUCUCGCGCACUUCGUGCUGGCCGCGGGCUGGGCGCGGCUCGCCGUGCUUUCGGAGGACUCACUGUUAGCCCGCCAGUACUAUGCGGAAGUCAAGUUGAACACGAAAAUAAUCACUCGCGAGUUUCCUAUAGACACUUACUUAACAGAUCAUGACAUUGAUACAACUUUAAACGAUCUCCGCGCUACAAAGGCUCGCGUCAUUUUUAUAAACGCAAACUAUAAAGCUGCUGCCGCAAUACUCGGCGCGGCGGCCAGGCGCAACAUGACGCUCUCCAACGGCUUCAUUUGGAUAAUGCGUGACUGGGAACAAAAUGAUGACAUCGCGUGCGAGAAUGAGAAACACUUCACAUUAUCGCUUUGGAGCCAUGACACUUCAGAUGACGUUCCAGUCCCACAUUCUGACGAUCCGUUAGUUGGUCGAAUGCAUCGCAUUCUGCAGACGCAGAAAUGGCCGCCACAAGCUGCCGGGUUCAUCAAUGCAUACCUCACUCUCGUUAUGGGUUUCAAAAACCUCAUUGAGCAAUUUAGUCUCAAACGGGACCUUCGCAAUACUUUUGUCAUUAGGUCGUUUAAUGAUAGUCUAAUACGGUCGCCGGUGACAGGCGUCCCGCACUCCCACCCACUGCGCUACAAGAAGCAGGUGCUGGAGGCCACGUACGUGUACAUCGAAGAGUGGUGCGGCGGCCGGGCCCGGCGCCGCCUGGCCACGUGGCACGUCAACGCCAGCAGCGGCGCCGUCAGCGGGCCCGGCGCCAGCCCCGCGAGCCUCACGCGCCCCGACGACAUGCCGCGCGACGAUGGGACCUCCAGCUGCAGGAUAAGCUCCGGCGACCCCUUCGACCCCAACUGCUACGACGCCGCGGUCGCCUGCGUGCUGCUUCUGCUGCCACUGGCGCUGGUGGCGGUGCUGCUGGCGCGCCGCCGCCUGGCGCGUCUGGCGCACGAGCAACAAAUCCACGCCAUCGCACGGCGCCAGCGUGUGGCCACAGUGCUGGCAGACUACCUGGUGGAGCGAGACGCGCUGGAGCUGCACUCGGAACUUGGCGCGGGACGAUUCGGAAGCGUCCGCUUAGCACGGUUGUGCACCCCAGGACGCCACCCUCGCUAUGUCGCCGCUAAAGCCCUACGGGAUAACGCCGCGCCUGCAGAUGAAAGUGAAUUCCUGCGUGAAGCGUGUAUGAUUGCCACUCUCGAUCACCCGCAUAUUGUUCGUCUGGUCGGGGUGUGCAUUGCAGACGGGCCCCCGCUCGUACUCAUGGAGCUAGCCUUCUUUGGUGAUUUGUUGGGCUACCUGCGCGCACGUCGGUACCUAGUGGACGGCAUAGAGUCAGAGGACUCGACGGAGAGUGAUGAGGCAGAGCAUGUGUCUGCAGAAACCCUCACGCGCCUAGCUCGCGAGGCGGCGGAGGCGUUGCAGUACUUGGAAGCGCGUGGCGUCGUGCACCGCGACGUGCGCGCUGCUAACUGCCUGGUUGACAAGCGGCGCUCACUUAAGCUGGCCGACUUCGGCAUGGCCCGAGAUACGGUGGCGGGAGCAGACGGCGCAUCCGCGUACUCGUGCCGGCGCAGGGGACUGUUCCCCGUGCUCUGGAUGGCACCCGAAAGCCUCGCGCACGGGGUCUUCUCGGCAGCAUCGGAUGUGUGGGCCUUCGGCGUGCUAGUACUAGAGUUAGUAACCCUGGGGGCGCGGCCGUACGGAGCCAUGUCGCCGCUUCGCGUGCUGGAGUAUGUCGCGGCUGGAGGAUCCCCACCGCUGCCGCUGGAUGCCACGCAACAAACGCGGGGGCUGACGCAGCUCUGCUGGCAGCGCGCGGCCGAGCGUCGGCCGAGCGUGGCGGAGCUGGCGGCGUACCUGGCGGCGUGGCCGCGGGCGCUGCACCCGGUGCUGACGGACGAGCGCGACGCCGACAGCGGCUUCGGAGAGUCUCCUUCCACGGAGCUGCUGCCUCCCGACUCCCCCGCACACACGCACGAUCAGCUCGACGUCCUCGCUACCACGCACUGAAGAGGAACUUCAGUACAUACAAGGGCGAACGCAAGAAGCUACGGUCUAAGUACGCCGCUCUGGACAUCCGAAUCUCUUUUAACAACAGUCUCUCAAAAAUAGUAUGGCGUGAAUUAUCUUCAAUACCUAAUUAUUACCGAAAUACCAUGUUUGGAAAAGAAUCCAAACUGAUAGAAAUCGUAAAAUCGAAUAUAAUGUAAAGUGUGUGUAAAGAUUUAGGGAUGUCCAAAGAUUUCCAAAGCAACUCAUCAAAGUGGGUGAGUUGAAACUGGCGAAUGCGGUCUAUCCAAUAUACGGGUGCCGUUAGCCAGGAGAGUCAACAUUAAGGUCAGCACCUUAAUGUUGACGGUAAAGGAGAAUGUUUAGUGAUUGGGCUGUUCCGCCACAUUACACCUGCUUGUAUUCAUGAACCUCCUGAGAAUAAAUGUGAUGAAGCGCUGUGAGUAAGGUUAGCAAUAAAUGUA
Messenger RNA from Spodoptera exigua (beet armyworm), 3786 nucleotides. NCBI's taxonomy places the organism in Eukaryota, Metazoa, Arthropoda, Insecta, Lepidoptera, Noctuidae. The record is from the annotation of a GenBank genome assembly.